UGGAGCCGCUCACAUCAUCUUGCAGCCCAUCGCCGCAAUUCGAUCCCUUUCGCACCAAAUCAUCGUCGAAGUCCACUCAGCGCGUGACAAUCUUCUUCAUUUGAAGACUGUAACGAUAACACACUCGACGUGGGCGCAUUCGGAGCCCGCCGACUCUUGUAGGAUUCCGCCGAUGACAACUCUUGUUAGCAGAUGAUGCUGCUGAAGCUGCACUUUCACCACCGCAAUUUGCCUGCCUUUCCUUCUCUAUCGACUGCGAACCCACAUUUUGCAACUCACCCAGGAGCUUCUCUCUUGCGCGAGCCAUGGUUUUGUUUCCACUUGCCGCAGUGAGAGCUCCCGUGGGAGGAUAUCCAGGUCGCAGGCCGCUAGGGGUUGGAUUGAUGGUGGUGAGUGUAGUUUUGGAGGAGUAGGAGGGGGAGAAGGACGAGUUGUUUUGGAUUUGGUGACGAUGACGGCGUCGUCGGCUUGGGGCGUGCAGCUACCCUCGGACGGCAGAGGAGUGGUGACGGUGGCACUGAGAGGGCAGGACUGUAACCCUGCGUCGUGUAGCGGGAGGAAGGAUGGCUGGGUGGAGGGUGCAGGAGGGUCGACGAGGGCAACCCAGCGGAGGAUUGCGUCUGGGCGGGUUAAGCUAUCAUCAGCGUGGCUUAGGUCUGUCUCACUCGUGUCACUGUCUGUCUUCCCUACGAAGAGGGCGGUAUGCAAUCGAAAUUUGAAAGUGUGUAAUGUUUUAGUGACUAAGAGCUGGCUGGGUAGCAAGAAUGAUGUUUCUCGCGCAGCGGCUGAUGAAGCCAUGGCGUUAGCAUUGGCAGCUGUGAGGGCUGCAAGGGAUGCAGCCUCGUAUGCAGAUGCGAUGGUUGUGGAAAACGAAGAGGCUCCGUCGGAGUUGGAUAAGCUGAGUCUAGAGAGGGCCAGGUUGAAUGAUAUGGAGCAUUCAUUUCGGGUUGGCUAUGCUGCAGAGGAUGUAAUGCCGGAGGCAGAGCCAAGCUAUGUUCAGAAGUUAGAGUCGCUAAUGGAAGGAGCAUCUACUCUUGACAGGGAAGCUGAGGGUGCAGCAUCACCAAGAGCAGAUGCAGAAUUUCGAAAUUCAGAAACUGCAGACGGAUUGCCUCAAACAAUGGAUUUUAAUGUCGCGGUGAAAUCGAAGCGUAAAAAGGAGAGGAUGAGAAAGCGGGAACGAGCAUUGGAAAAGGCGGAGAAGACUGCAUCUGCGCUUGCAUCCGCACCUCCUGUGCCAAAGCCGAAGAAAUUACAGAUCAUGCGAACUCCUUCUGAUCCGAUUCGUUCAUACUUACGAGAUAUCAAAAGAACUAAGUUGCUUUCAGCAUCUGAGGAAGUUGCUUUAUCUAGAAAGAUUCAGGAUAUUCUGAAACUGGAGAAGAUCAGAGCUGAACUUCAGCGAGACAUAGGAAGGGAGCCAACCUUGAGUGAAUGGAGUCAGGCCGUAUCGCUGGAUCAGACUUCACUUGAAUUGCGAGUCAAGGAGGGCCGAUCUGCAAAGGAUAAGCUAGUGAAUUCGAAUCUGCGAUUGGUUGUCUCUAUUGUCAAAAAUUAUCAAGGCCGGGGCAUGACCCUCCCAGAUUUAAUUCAGGAAGGGAGCUUGGGUUUGAUAAGGGGAGCCGAAAAAUUUGACCCGGAAAUGGGGUAUAAGUUCAGUACUUAUGCAACUUGGUGGAUUAGGCAGGCUGUGACACGAGCUAUUGCUGAUCAGUCCAGGAUCAUUCGUUUGCCAGUCCAUAUUUACGAAGUCAUAUCGCGCAUAAACAAAGCGAAGAUGACGAUAUCGCAGGAGCUGGGGCGUCAGCCACGUGACGAAGAAGUUGCUGCAAUGGUUGGUAUGAGUGUGGAAAAAUUGCUGUUCAUAGUAAAGUCCGCUAGGCCUCCAACUUCGAUGGAUCGACCCAUUGGCAAAGACGGAGAGCAGUCGUUAGGGGAAAUGGUUGCUGACAAAGGCGUCGGAUCACCGGAGGAUGAUAUCAUGACUCAAGUGCUAAAGCAAGACAUUGAGGACGUUCUGCGUUCUCUGAACCCGAUGGAGAGGGAGGUUCUUAGGUUGCGCUUUGGAUUAAGUGGUGCUCAGUCGAUGACAUUGAAAGAUCUAGGCAUCAUUUUUAAAGUAACUCGGGAAAGAAUACGGCAAAUUGAGGCUAAAGCACUGCGCAAGCUGAGACAUCCAUCUUGGAAAACACUGUUACAAGACCACGUGAAAGACUUCCUAUGAUUUGGUAGUUGCGUAAGUAGAUACAAAAACUUGUCAGAAACAAAUAAUCUCAUUGAUAAAUGUAUAUCUUUUCUGAAUUAAGGUGGCACUUUGAUCACCUGUGGUGGUACCCAAUUCUAUUAAAAGGUGAUAUUACGUUUGACGAGUG
This is a messenger RNA of Physcomitrium patens, 2372 nucleotides long. RefSeq lists its product as uncharacterized. Gene Ontology annotation, biological process: regulation of DNA-templated transcription; DNA-templated transcription initiation. Lineage: Eukaryota; Viridiplantae; Streptophyta; Bryopsida; Funariales; Funariaceae. The record is from RefSeq and is a predicted model, not a curated record. Gene Ontology annotation, molecular function: DNA binding; sigma factor activity.